Suhomyces tanzawaensis NRRL Y-17324 is the source of this 1185-nucleotide messenger RNA. Its product is annotated as bifunctional diacylglycerol cholinephosphotransferase/ethanolaminephosphotransferase. The record is from RefSeq and is a predicted model, not a curated record. Bases 1 to 1185 code for a protein of 394 amino acids. Lineage: Eukaryota; Fungi; Ascomycota; Pichiomycetes; Serinales; Debaryomycetaceae. Gene Ontology annotation, biological process: phospholipid biosynthetic process. The transcript has a single exon. Gene Ontology annotation, molecular function: phosphotransferase activity, for other substituted phosphate groups. Gene Ontology annotation, cellular component: membrane.
AUGGGUCUCUUCAUUCCUCCAAACAAGUUGGAAAACUUGCGUUUGUACAAGUACUCGUCCGAGGACCACUCCAUCAUCUCUAAAUAUAUCCUCAAAGCAUGGUGGAACUCGUUUGUCAAGAUCUUUCCAUUGUCCAUGGCACCCAACGUGAUUACCCUCCUCGGCUUGGUGUGGGUGUUGGUCAAUUUGGCAUGCGUGUUCUACUACGACCCCUACUUGAAUAGUGGUGAGACUCCCAGAUGGUGCUACUUCUUCUAUGCGUUUGGCUUGUUCAUGUACCAGACGUUUGAUGGGUGUGACGGGUGCCACGCCAGAAGAACCGGCCAGUCAGGUCCCUUGGGCGAGUUGUUUGACCACUCCAUCGACGCUAUCAAUACCAGCUUGGGUGCCUUGGUCUUUGCGUCUGUGCUCAGAAUGGGCUUUGGCGGUUUGCUCAUGUUGUCCCAGUUUGCAACGGUGUGCAACUUCUACGUGUCCACCUGGGAAGAGUACCACACCCACACCUUGUACUUGUCCCAGUUCAGUGGUCCAGUUGAAGGUGUGUUGAUGAUCUGCUGCCUCUACAUCAUCACCGGGAUUUUGGGGCCUGAUAUCUGGAACAUCAAGUUGAUGGACUUGGACUUGUCGUCCCUUGGCUUCCAAGGACUGUACCAGAUCUCGACCUCCGCGUUCUACGUGGUCGCUGGCUUAGGCUCGUUGUACUUCAACAUCAUCUCCGCCAUGAAGAACGUCACCAAGUACUACGAAAAGCAAUCCAAGACCCUGGCCAAGUCCAAGGUCGACGACGCAUACUUGGGGUUGCUUCCAUUCUUCUCGUACUACGGUGUGGUCAUUUUAUUUGUGUGGUUCUAUCCCGAAGUCACCUCCAACCACGGAUUUGCUUUGGUUUUGUCCAUCUGCUUUACGGUUGCAUUCAGUGUCGGCAGAAUCAUCUUGGCUCACUUGACCCUCCAGUCGUUCCCCAUGAUCCAGGUUCCUAUGAUCACCCCCGUGUUGCAGCUUUUCAUCUCCAAGGUGUUGAUCAGUCUCUACGGAUACGACAGAGACUUGGUGUUGCACUCUGUCAGUUGGUUGGGGCUUGGAAUCACCUUAGGUAUCCACAGUGUGUUCGUGGUGGAGAUCAUCACCGAAAUCACCACCUAUUUGGACAUCUAUGCCUUGUCAAUCAAGCACAAGAGAGCGUAG